Molecule: messenger RNA, 2922 nt
Organism: Lasiosphaeria miniovina
Lineage: Eukaryota; Fungi; Ascomycota; Sordariomycetes; Sordariales; Lasiosphaeriaceae
Exons: 3
Coding region: 1-2922 (973 amino acids)
Source: RefSeq, a predicted model, not a curated record
AUGGGCCAUCGGAGCUAUACAAUCUCCGAGCUUUUGAGCCUUCGCGGUGACCAUGCCUCCACGGGCGUCGUCUCAGCUUUGGCUAGAAAUCCGGAAAUCGUCGAUAUCAUCCGUGAUUCUGGAAGCGAGUCUUCGGACGCCAAGCCGCUGCCAAACAUGCACAAGAAGAACGAUUCGUCGGCCGAGUCCGAAGUCCUCUUGUUCAGAGGCAACAUGAGCCGCCGUUUUGCCCGUCAGCCUGCUCGAGAGCUUGCUCCGGAACCAGUUCGCGAACCAGUCCGUGAGCCAGUCCGUGAGCCGGUUCGUGACAUGGUCCGCGAACCAAUCCGCGAGCCGAUUCCUGAGCCUGCCCGAGAGCUGGUUCGGGAGGUAGCUUACGAAGCCUCACGUCCCAUAGAAUGGAAAUAUCGUGGCCGAAGCGACUCUGAGGUUGCUAUCAACGAACCUCUUUCUGCUCCCAGUGGACUUCUCGCCCAGAGAAGCGAGGGAUUUCAGCGGUUCUACAAGGCCGUUGUCUCCCCUACGCAUGUCCGAGUGACCGCCGGCGGCCGCAUUGUUCCCAACACUCGUGGUCCUGCAUCGCCUACAUCUAAGCGAGGCAAAGAGAGCCCUGCUCUCGAUGGCCAGCCGCUCAUGGACAAGGUAGUCCAUCCGAAGCCGUCACUUGGCCAGAUGGGCUUGGGACAGGCAAUUCCCGUCAUCCCUCAGUUCAUCGGCGGAUAUCCUCCUGGAUUUCAACCGCUCCAGGCGCCCAUGUCUUUUGUCCCAAUGGCGUUUGGAACCCACCUCUCUCCCGGAAUGCCUUUUGCUCCGCCUCCUAUCAAUCAUUCUGCCAUGGCUCAGCUCGCGGCCGACAGCGCCUUGAAGGACAGCCACAAUGCGAGGCCCCGAGAGAUUCGAGACGAGAAUGGGUCUUUGGAUGACAAAAAGGAGAAGGUAAAGCUCACAUCACCCGAGUUCUUUGACAUGAGCAAGCCGUUCUUUUACAAUAACCAGUGGAUGUAUCCGGUCCAGACAGCAUUUUCCGCCCCCAUGGGUGGCCAGAUGAUGCCGAUCCAGAUGGUCGGUAUCGCCCCAGGUGUCGCCCCCCCCUUACAGGGCCGUAUGAUGUCGCCAACGGUGCCAAACGGGACGGCCACGAUGGCGGCCGCCUCACCCUAUGGUCCACCUCAUCACGGUCCUCCUGGGAUUCCGGCAGUUGCAGCCCACCAUAUUGUCCCGGCCAAUUCCAAUUUCCAACAGCCCAUGGCUCCCCCAAUUUCGUCAAUCAAGCCCAGCGACAUCACGAAGAAGCAGAUUGCCAGCUUCAAGAGUUCGCUGAAGUACAACGAGGACCAGCUGCAAUACAACCGCCAUCAGAUUGACGAAAAGGAGAUGGAGGCUCAGAUUCUGAACCUGCGAGAGCACAUCAAGCGGUUUGAGCAGGUUUACGAGUCUCAAAUUGAGUACGAGAAAGCCGUCCUAGGCGAAGCCGUUCAGACCAAAGACGGAAAGGAUACGGAAUCAAGGGCUUCCGCCUCAGAGCCACCGGCCAAUACUGCUGAAGUCGAGCCGUCUCCUAAGGUACUGGCAACAUUGGAAGCCGAAGUUCAAGCGCAGCAUGGCAAUCCAGAAGCCAAACCCGCCGCUGACCAGUCGACUGCGACACAGAAACGAAGGCUUGCACGCUCCAGUCAGGGGAUUAAUACCUCUGUUGGCGAAGGUGGCAGAGUUGCUUUUGAGUUUUCCCCCGAUCGGGUUCGGCCGACUUUUUCGGACAUGAUGAAGAGGUCGGGACUUCCAAGUGAUGCGGCAAAGGCCCCCGUUUUCCAGCCCAGCUGGUGUUCUUUCGACUAUCCCAAGGAGAAUCCGGACGAGACUGAGAGAAGACUUUUGGCUGCCGCCGGUCAGAAGCAGCCUCACAUGCUUGAUGAGCAUAAGCCUACCAGCUCUCGAUCCUGGGGCACGACACACCAACAUGAUCCAGUCCAGCUCGAACCUGCGGGCCCCAGUAAAGGCCGCGAGGGGUCGAACUUUGGAGUUCCGUAUCUUCUUGGAACCCUUCCGAAAGGCGUCAACCACCGCACUGCCAAGGACUUGGAUUACGUGUACAACAGACCAUUGACGGACGACGAACGUCGUGCGCGAUUCCUGUACUGGGGCAAGGCGCCCAAGUCUGUGGUUCAGGGCCUUCCAAAGUUUGAUGGGAAGCACUUCUAUCCGCCUUCCCCUGUCAAGGAGCACGCUACCCUUCCUACUAGUCCUCCGCGAAACCGCGCUGGUUGUCGCGUUCCGACUGCUCGCGCUGACUGCAACUACGAUUUUCGUCCUACCAAAUCAGACUCGGACCCCUUUCGUCCUAUGACACCAGUACAAAAGUCAGUUGCUUCCAAGGCGGUCGUGGUGAGCGAGGAUGGGUGUGCUGCCGUCAGACACGCCAGAGCUUGUUCUUUUGAGACUCAGAUUUACAGUGCCUGUGAUGACCUGGUGGUGCCCGAGGGUGCUGGUUUUGUAGACCUGUCGACAGUUUUGCAAUCUCGUGAGAACAGUGUGGAUGCUACGUCUAUUGGCUCGCUUGAUAGGCGAUCGGAGAGGUCUGGUACGAAGCUUUGGCAGACGGUGCUGAAGAAGUGCCCAACGAGCAGUGCACUGUCGUCCACCACUGCCCAAGGUUACUUGCCGCACUACGCGGGACAUGCUGCGGCAUCGCUCAGCCCUUCUAUCAACAAGCAGCCGUACUCGCCUAUUUGUGAUGCCUCGCCAGCCAAGCUCGUAUCGGAUUUUGGCAACUGCGGCGAUGGAGGGGCCUUACUUGCGCCGGCGCCAGAGAAGCGCGGAGAGAAUCGCCCACCCAACAGCGCGGGAUCGCUCGAGGACCAGUUCAAGAAUAUUUCGAUAGAUGCCUCGGACCGUCGCGACCUGUCAUCGGUUUUCAAGAUCUGA